Clonostachys byssicola is the source of this 1347-nucleotide messenger RNA. Lineage: Eukaryota; Fungi; Ascomycota; Sordariomycetes; Hypocreales; Bionectriaceae. The record is from the annotation of a GenBank genome assembly.
AUGGUCACACAUUACCCUUUCGUAAUUGUUCCACGGGGACAAUCUGUCAAAGAGUUGGCGCAGAACCGGCCAGGCCUGUGCCUCGCCACCUUUGCAGCAGCUGCCCACGAUAAUGUGCAACUUCAGCGAUCACUCAACACACUUUUCAACAAGCUUAUCUCUGCAAGACUUCUGAAAGGGUCCUUCGCAAGUCUGGAUAUACUACAGGGCCUUCUUGUCCAUGUUGCAUGGCGCUAUACACAGUACCUCCAUCUGGCUACUAGCAUCGUGAGUGAUUUGAGAAUUGACCAGCCAAGAAAGCCUAGGUUAUGGAGUGUAGAUGGGGGCAAGGAGAGGGAUUCUGCCGACUGGGGGAUCGAGGAAAUGAGAGCUCUCGCUGGUGCCUACUAUUUGUCAUCGAACACCUCAAUUUUGCUGCACAAGUCGCGCCAUUUCACUCAUAGUUCCUACAUUUCGCGUUGCGUCGAAUAUAUUUCUGCGAACGCAGAAGUCCCAACAGAUACUCAUCUGCGGUACCUAAUUCAGCUUCAAAGGUUGACAGAAGAGAUCGACGAUGUCUGGAAUUCUGAUUUAGAUGGCUUGGAAAAGCAACGAGCUGGAGAAACCAUACGACACGUCGCCACCAAUUGUGAAACGAUCAAGUCCAGUUUGCCUUUUCCCAUCAACGAAAGCCUUCCUAUUCUCUUUCAAUUCAACUUAUUGGAACUUUUCUUAAGCCAAUCCUCGCCCGGAGGAAGUCAUUACGGGGUUGAUAAAUUCGAUAAGCCGGUUCCGGCCCAGCCCAGCCAAAACUCCAACUUAAUCGACUGGCUAUCGGCAAGUAUUUCUGCUGCGCAAUCGAUAAUUCGUAUCAUCAUUGUUCUCCCGUCUGGAGAAGAGGCAAUCUUGUCGAACAUUUCAUGGAUCAUCAUAUACUGUGCUCUUUCACUGGCUGUACGCUUGGACCUCACAGCCGCCAAGACCGCCUCCACCCAAUUUCUCAGACGCUUCCUCGAUAUGUCCCAGACUCUCCGACAAAUCUGCAUCCGUCUUGAAGCAGCUUCAGGGGAAGAUGCUGACGAAACUGGUGAUCGCAAUGCCUUUUAUCACUUGGCUCUUCGAGCUCGCCGUCUCGAGAAGUGGUACCAGAAACAGAGCGCUGAGCAACCGGACGACAGUCAUCAAGAUCAGGGUCCUGUGGACAACGACCCAUCACUUUCUGAUUUAGCACCAAGCUCUGUGGAUAUGUCGGAUGAUAGCAUGGAUUUUGGAAUGUCCUCAGUUUUAUUUUCAGACACAUUAGGCUUCCCGAUACAUCUAGAUAUAGAGAACGAGGGGAUGUGGAGCGAUUUCACUCCGGCGGGCUGA